This is a messenger RNA of Manduca sexta (tobacco hornworm), 6320 nucleotides long. It is a transcript of the gene sgl, whose product is annotated as UDP-glucose 6-dehydrogenase. NCBI's taxonomy places the organism in Eukaryota, Metazoa, Arthropoda, Insecta, Lepidoptera, Sphingidae. The record is from RefSeq and is a predicted model, not a curated record. Gene Ontology annotation, cellular component: nucleus; cytosol. Gene Ontology annotation, biological process: glycosaminoglycan biosynthetic process. Bases 205 to 1644 code for a protein of 479 amino acids. Gene Ontology annotation, molecular function: NAD binding; UDP-glucose 6-dehydrogenase activity. The transcript has 3 exons.
UGUCAUUGACAUCGGCACGAGAGGAAUCUCUCGCACUGAUUUCUAAACUGCAUACCGUUAAUUAAUACACACAAAGUACACCGAACAAUCACAAUCUCAUUACGAUAAACCGAUAAACAUCUACAAUUAAUUAACAAGAAUUUAAUUAACGCGCAAGCAUUCCGCGGCGUGCCGUCGUAGUGAGCAGACGUGGUUAGUGUUACAAUGGUGAUCGAGAAGAUUUGCUGUUUGGGCGCGGGGUACGUCGGCGGGCCGACUUGCAGCGUGAUCGCUCUCAAAUGCCCCAACAUCACAGUAACGGUAUGCGACAAGAGUGUGGAGCGGAUAAACCAGUGGAAUUCGGAGAAGCUUCCGAUAUACGAGCCCGGUCUGGACGAGGUUGUGAAGAAAUGUCGAGGUAAAAACUUAUUCUUUUCUACUGAUAUCGCGAAGGGGAUCCAGGAAGCGGAUCUGAUAUUCAUUUCCGUGAAUACACCCACCAAAACUUUCGGUAACGGGAAGGGACGCGCGGCGGAUUUGAAAUACAUAGAGAGUGCGGCGCGUAUGAUUGCUGACUUGGCGACUAGUAAUAAAAUUGUGGUGGAGAAAAGUACGGUGCCAGUAAAGGCCGCAGAGAUUAUCAUGAAAAUCCUCAGAGCCAACACAAAGCCAGGUGUUGAGUAUCAGAUUCUGUCAAACCCAGAGUUUUUGGCUGAAGGAACGGCUAUUGUAGAUUUAGUUGAAGCUGAGAGAGUUUUAAUAGGUGGUGAAGACACUCCCGAGGGUCAGAAGGCAGUGCAAGCUCUGUGCUGGGUUUAUGAACACUGGAUUCCAGCUAAAAAUAUACUUACAACAAACACUUGGAGUUCUGAGUUGUCGAAGCUUGCCGCAAAUGCAUUCCUAGCGCAGAGAAUCUCUAGUAUUAAUUCCCUAUCUGCUGUCUGUGAGGCAACAGGUGCUGACGUGUCUGAAGUGGCCAGGGCAGUUGGUAGAGACAGCCGUAUCGGCCCUAAGUUUCUUGAAGCGUCUAUCGGUUUUGGAGGCAGCUGUUUCCAGAAGGACAUAUUAAACUUGAUUUACUUGUGUGAAUGCCUGAACUUGCCUGAAGUUGCUGCGUAUUGGCAGCAAGUUGUAAGCCUGAAUGACUACCAGAAGACCAGGUUUACACGUAAAGUUAUAGAGUCUCUUUUCAACACAGUUUCUGAUAAGAAAAUAGCUAUACUCGGAUUCUCAUUUAAAAAGAAUACGGGAGACACAAGGGAGUCUCCUGCUAUAUACGUUUCAAAUACAUUGUUAGAUGAAGGGGCGAAACUUCACAUAUAUGACCCUAAGGUGGAGGUGGACCAGAUUUACUACGAGCUGACUAAUGCAUAUGUUACAUCUGAGCCUGAGAGGGUGCGUAAAAACAUCCAGAUCCACGACACGGCGUAUUCGGCGGUGACCGGGGCGCACGCCAUCGUACUCUGCACCGAAUGGGACGAGUUCAAAGAGCUGGACUUCAAGAAGAUCUACGACGCGAUGAUGAAGCCCGCGUACAUCUUCGACGGCAGGAAGAUCCUGGACCACGAGGCGCUCAUCAAUAUAGGCUUCCAUGUGCAGACGAUAGGGAAGAGGCUGUCCAGGGCAGGCAGCAUCAGGGCGCAGGGGAGUCAGACGAUGCCAUAGUUUAUAUGAACGUGGGACAGAGCAGUCGUGGGUCACCAAACAUCAGUGACGUGGUUAUUACUGACAUAUUUUAUAUUUAAAGUUCCUAGCGUUAACUUCCCUAAACGUCUGUAACCUGGGGUUUGAGGAUCAGCUAAUCAAAAUCAUGAUAAAAUCUAAAUUAAUGCCUAAAUUGAUCUUAAUUUCUAUCUUUGAGAUCGAGGAUGAUCCAAGCAACAUACUGUAAGUCAAUCUUUAUUCUGAUUAAUCCAUUUUUGCGAUCGAUUUUUAAAUAGAUUGGGGAUAAGGUUUUUAGAUAGACAACUCACAGGAGAUUUAAUCGAAAUAAGUACUUAUUUAAGACUAGCUUUUGCCGCUGCUCCGCCCGCGUGAGAAUUUUUUAUAAAUAAAGUGUUUCGUUAUAAAAGUCACGCUAUAUAUUUUAUAGGAUAGAACUUUAACCGUUUACGGAGCGCACGCACCGGAAAUUUUCAAGAGGAAUAAAUUUGUCCUAUUUGUGCAACAUUUUUGAUUAAUGCUCCGCUCCUUUUGGUAAUAGCGUGAUGUUAUACGCCCCAUAGCCUUCCCCGAUAAAUGAGCUAUCCAAUACUAAAAUAUUAUUUCAGUUCGAACCAGUAGUUCCUAAGAUUUGCGCGUUCAAACAACCAAACUCUUCAGCUUUAUAUGAUAGUAUAGAUUCCUUGUGAAUGGAGUGUCAAAUAUUUUAAUUCUUUACCAAUAUAAAAUGUUUAAUUCAAACAACGUACGGACCGACCUUAGCACAUCCUCGUAUCAAUCAAACGGCAUUGGUAUAAUUGAGUCAUCUCUAUUCCUUCAUCGAUCUACAAUAUUUUUUUCGGCUCAUUAAAAUUUUAAUAGUCUUGUGGUGUAGUUUGUCAGGUUGGUGUCCUGAAUUCGGUUCCCGGGCCGGGCUUGAUCGAAUAAAUAUUUAGUUAAAUCGGUGAAGUGUCUAUGCAGUAAUUAAAUGAAAAAUAAGCGUGGUUAAUAGUAAAAGAAAGAUAUACUCCCCUACCUAUCCCUUCAAGAAUAGCAUGAUUUUAUUUGUUAAUACCUUGACUGAGCAUCGAACUUGUAACCUUACGAUAAUGGCUGAUACUUUACACCCUAGGUUACAUACAUUGAAAAUAUCUUAAUUUUUGUAUCACGGAUUAUUAUCUAAGAUUAUCAAAUGUAAUAUCUCGAAAAGAAAUAGACAGUCUCGAAAGUAAUUUUAGGAAAUAAACAACACAAUUUACUUGAUUGCUGACAUGCGCAGAACUCAACAGAAUAAGUUCUGUGUGCCAGAUCUAUACAUUGGUCACUAUAUGUGAUGUAUUUAUCAAGCAAUAAUAAUGGCUUCUAUAUUUUUUGCUAUACAAAGCCGCAGUGUUAGAGUUGCUAAGUUUGAUCUUCGCUGGUGGUAGGAUAUUUAAAUCCGUUCGGAUAGCAACCAGCGUACACAAUGUGUUAAAACCCGCCAUAGUGGCAAUCAGCCUGUGUAGUGUGUAUAUCCUGUUCCAAUGGGCCGGCAUAAUUGUGUCGAUUGGCGAGGGGUAAUCAUCUUUCAUCAGUCGAUUUUUGCAGUGGGGUCACCUUACCAUGCCGAUUAAAAAAAAUCUGGCGAAAUAAUUUGCCUUUAUUGUUGCUCAACAAUGCUGGUCAACAUGUAUAUGUGGAAGGUUUAGCGCCUCACAUGUAUCUUUGUGUCAUGUCGCGCGACAAGUUGCGCGUGUCGUGUAGUCCAUUUGUUGCUUAAUAAAUACUUUAAUAUACACUUGGUUGCUAAACCUACAUUUAGUUAGAAGUCUAUAUUUUAUGCUAUAAUUUCUGUUAAUCAAACACAAGUUGAAGCUGACGAAUAAAAUAAGCGAAAUGUAAGAUAUAACGCCUGGUGUGCGUGUAAUGGUUGUGAGGGUGCGAAUCCUGCUAAAGAAAUCUUAACCAGCCUGGUCAGUGGAAAAUGUUAUGCGGGCCAGCGUAAUACUGGCGAUUGGCGACUGUCGACUUGUUUCAUGGUCAAUAUUCCAUUUGGAUCAUAGUACUUAAUAAUACCAGCUUGUAUUAUAUACUGUCCCACUGUUGGGCACGAGCUUCCUACUGAGAGUUUAAGCUUUAAUCCACCAAUUUGUCCCAGUGCGGAUUGACUUCACAUACUUCAGAAGUUCUUUAAAGAAUGCUCAGGUAUGUAGGUUUUCUCUCGAUGUUUUCGCUCACUAUUAAAACGAAUGAUGUUUAAAAAAAUAUACACACGUAAAGUUGAAAAGCAGAGGUGUGGGCAUUGGGUUUCGUACCUGCUGACCUUCGUCCUGAUAGUAGGUUCCAUUUUAUCCCAAAUACAAAAUGUAACGGAUAAUAUUUUUCAAAACGCACACAAAAAUAAAUAAGCUACAAAACUUUAAAAUUUGUUGGAACGAGUACCCGUUAAAUAAAAAAUAAUAGCAGAUCGUGACGUCACGAUUUGUCACCGCCCAGAACUGCGUGCGUGAGAAUGAGAUAGUGCGAUAAUCUUACCAUACUCCCACUUUUAUUCGCAACAUUUUAAAUAUGAAUAACUGCUUUAUUUUUCAAUCAAUUAUGUCCAUGAUUUUACAGAAAAAAAAAUCUUAUUCGUGUUAUUCCCUAUUAAAUAUUAAAUAAUAUACAAAAUCAAACAGGAAACUACCUUACUCAAUCGUCGAAUUAAUAUACAUACUAAAUAAAUAUUAUUUUUUGGAACUCUAUGAAGUUUAAUUAAAUCUCCCACUCCGUGCGCGCAAUGUACUUAAAAAGGGACAAAAGUUUUUCGUCACCUAUUAAUAUACUGAUUUUCACUUUUCACACUCAUACUCUGCUACACUCAAAACAGCAACAAUUUGUGUUUGAUUUUUAUAUGUUUUAGUUUAUUAUCUUCACUUGACCGGUUUUUAUCAGUUUCAAAAAGGCUUUGGUGCUGACUAUUCUCAUGGACAUAUUAAUGCUGUGUUGUGUUUAUGUUAAAGUAUAAUUUAUGGAUGGCCAUAAAUGUAUUUCGAUAUUUAUUAUGAUUGUACAAAUGGGCUUCAUCUUACAUAAUAUAAUUUCAUUAAUUCAAGGAAGCCAUUCUUGUGGCGAAAUCAUUUUAAUUUUUAUAUAAACAGGGUCAUUGAUUUUUUAUUUUGGGCCGGAUUUUAAACACCUAUGUUACAAUAAUUAAGAUAAAGAUAUUUGAAUAUUUCAUCUAGGGUCGGGCUAACACGACUCUAGUGUGGGUCUGGACCCCCCACACAUUUUGCGAUAGAUAAGAAAAGAAAAGAGAAAAGAUAUUGUACACUGCCAUAAACCUACAUUUAUUGCUUGUGGUCUAUAUCAUUAUGUUAAAUAUAAAUUCACUGCCAUUAUGUAAGGAAAUUAGAUUGAGGUUAGGGGUGAAGAAUAUGUUGUGCCGACCACAAAUUACAGUGGGAUAAGGUCAGGUUACAGGAAGACUGGCAUUGUGUUGUGUUUGAGCCUACAUUGCAGGGAACAUUUUUGGUGGAAUAUGAUAAAAACUGGUCGACUUUUACUAGUUUUAAGUUUAAUUUUGCCCUCAGUCUUUUGAUGGUGUGACAUAUUAUACAUAAGCUCAUUCCGGCUUUCUUAUUGAAUUGUUGUCUUAUUAUUAUGAUAAUGAAUACUGCAUCAAAAUCCUUUUAGCCCUUGGGAAACGCAAACAAUUUAAAAGAGUAUGGUUUUGUUAUAUCUAUAGAUUACUGUCACACCAUUAAAAGUAUGUGAACAGGGCCGGCGGCAGGUUUAUUAUGCUGGGGGGCAUUGCCCCCUAAGUUUACUUUAAGCACAAAUAUCUUUAGUUUAUAUACACAUUUCAGUUAGCCUAAUUAUUGUAAAUUAAUGUAUGUUUAAUAAUAAUUGUGAUGUCUUUAAAUCAACAUAUAAAGUAUUUUUUAAAUCAUAUUCAAGUGGCAUUCCGGAAAAAGGAUGACGUCAUCUAGUUUUCUUUUAGCUAAACUAAGGCACAAUCCAAUUCGGCCAGAAAGAAAAAUAUUUUUAUUAAUUUUCUUAAAAGUAUAUUUUAUUAAUGACAUAUUUUAAUUAUGUUAAUGUAUUUCAUGUCGACCGUAUAAUUUAGAUAUUUUAUAACCCUAAUUUUAUAUUUUUGAUUAUAGAAUUUGACAUAAUUUUACCUAAGUGUUUAUGUAUGUUUGCAAUGUCAGAUAUAAACUGUAGAUACACCGGCGCGGACGCAGGACAGUGCUGCAUUAACUAUAUUAAUAAUAAUUUAGCUCAUAGUUCAGAGCAGUAAAUUUUAUAUAGAAAGUUCACAGGUUUUAAAGAAAAUGCUAGAUUAAUGCUCUGCAGAUCUUAUAGUUACUAGAAUUUUGUUUUUUUUUUGGCAAUGCGACCCCACUAUCACUGACUGCAAUUGCAGUGGAGUCCAGAACGUGUCGACGAUAGAUGUUAAUCCAACGCCAGUCGAUACAAUUACGUCGGCCUGUUACAAAAUUUCGAUGUGAAAAUAUUUUUUUUUAGAAAGACCUGUCCAGUGUUAUGUUGUCUUUGUUGUCUACUCCGCCCAAUGUCAUUUGUGCAAUAAAUAUAAAUGCGUUCAAAAAAUGGUACUCAUUUACAAAGUUCAACAAAUUGCAAGUAUUUAAAUUGUAAAGUAUUAUUUCUCGGUAAACGUUAAGUUCAAAUCGAAUUGUAACUGUAUUUUCCAGUGAUUAAAUAUAUAUUUUACGAUA